Messenger RNA from Adineta steineri, 795 nucleotides. Lineage: Eukaryota; Metazoa; Rotifera; Eurotatoria; Adinetida; Adinetidae. The record is from the annotation of a GenBank genome assembly.
AUGAUGCACUUAGACAAAGAACGUAUUGUAACUACUGGUAUUGCUGAUAUUGUACGAAAAGCAUUUAAACGUGGUUUAAAUCGUUUUAUAAAUCGUCAAACAUCCUAUGAUUCCGAUGUAUUUCGUUAUACUCAAGCAUCACAACGUGGUUAUGGAGGACUUUUUGCAGGUGAAUCAUGUCGUUUAUCACCUGUCAUAUGUUCAUAUGAUGAACAAUGUUGUUCAGGUCGAUGUUUAUGCCGUCGAUGGUUAACCAUGGGUGAAGAAAGAUAUUUAAUUAAAUAUCAACGUUUAUUAUUAUCGGAAUAUCAUCGUCAAAGUAAUCGAUAUUAUUAUAAAUUAUUUACAGAUAAGAAAACAUUGGAAAAUUAUGGAUAUUUUCUGUUACGUUCGAAUCCAAAUAUAUUUGUUAUAAAUGAAAAACGAAGUAAUCAAACAUUUAAUUUUCAUAAUGUACGUCAGAAUCAUUUACAACAUAUUAAUAAGCAUAAAAUAGACGUUGAAUUACAACCGAAACAGUCGAUUAUUUCAAAAUCUCUUGACACACCAAUCAUAACAUUACAUACAUGUUCAACAUUAAUUGCCACUGGACAUGGAAUAAUAUCUAAGAUAAUACCCGUAUUACAUAAUCCUGAACAAUUGAAUUAUAAGACAAUAGAUGAUGAAGAUAUAAGCUUAUCAAAGACAUGUAGACAGACGUCAAAUCGAAUUGUGCUUCGACGAUAUAUGAAUUCUAAAUCCUCGAAUAAUUAUUUAUUCACCACUUCAAAUAAAAGAACACAGGAAGAGUUAUAA